AUGCGUAUUGUCGUCGAUAGCGACAGUGACAGCGACUUUGAUGACACGCUGAAUGCGCGUCGCAGGCUUCUUGCUGAGUUGUCGCAAGAUGGCAAUAUGUCGUUUGGAGCCACUAGUGUCGAAAAGGUCGGUAAUUUGCUCGACGAGCUAGUUCUGACGCCAGAACCGGUGCAACGGCGAUACGAGGACCAUUUGGCAGAUGUAGCUCACGUCGAGCAGCUGCGAGACGAUGUCAACAGUCGAUCUAUGAAGAUGUGCAGUCAGGUUGAUGAAUCGCAACAAUCUCGAGAGCAAAAGCGUCUUCAGCGCUUGCAGGAGAUCCGACUGGGCAAGCAAAGGGCCAAGGAAAUUGCGCAGGAGAAGGAGCGCAUUGCCGCAGAGCUUGAGCGCCAGAAGCGGGAAAAAGAGCGACUGGAGCUCGAGAAACAAGAAGAAGCUCGUAGAGCCGAGCAGAGACGGCUCGAUGAGCAGGCAGCCAAACUCAGGGCUGAACGAGACCGGCAAGAGGCUGAGCGAGCAGCCCAGGAAGCAGAGAAACAACGAUUAGAUGCUGAAAAGCAAGCAAGAGCAAAGGCUGAGCAAGAAGCCAAGGAAGCGGCCGAAAAGGCCAAAGAAAAGGCCGAGCAAGAAGCCAAAGAGGCUGCUGAAAAACAAGCCAAAGAGGCCGCCGAAAAGGCUUCUCAAGCUUCUGCGCAGGGCUUUACAAAUUUGGAUGAUGUCAAUAAAGAGUUUGCCCAUUAUAAGGACCUGAUUGCAUCAUACAAGCGGGAUCUUGUUGCUCCAGUGUCUGCUCAGCCAGCAGUGAAGGCAGGCUGUUUUGCCUACAAAACUAAAAUCAAGACCAAGCUUGGCCAGCUAACAUACACCAAGGAAAAAGUGGUCAGAACGCGGGCAGAGCUCAGAACCUUGUUUGGAGAAUCCAAAGCCCAAGGUGAUCUGGUUUACCGGUGGACGUUGAACUACUAUGCCAAAGCCAUGGUUUCGCACGCUGAAAGUCAAGCACAUCUUGCCGUGCAGACUGCUGUACCAUUAGCAAUGGUGACAAUCUUAUUAUGGUCGGAUUACCCUGAGUUGGGUGAGUUUGUGAUUGCUCGUCUUGUCAAAAAGUGCCCCCAGGUUAUCGGCUACGGUUGCUCUAUUGAGACUGAAGAAGGCCGAAUUCGAAUGGGAUACAAACGUGAGGACGGCCGUUGGGAAACGCAGGAGGCCUAUAGCGAGCGUAUUUCCGCAAUGACUGCUGUGUUCGCCGCGUUGACUCAAACAAAACUAGGCGUCAAGGAAAACAUCAAGCAUCCUUAUCCCAUCAAGCAUUCCUGGGUAUUUAUUGCAAGACAACUCAACAAACCUACUGAACUGCUACUGAAUGCCGAUUACGCUGCAGUGGCCUCGUGGUGGGAUAUUUGCUGUGAACGGUUCCAGCUGGCGUUUGGCAAGCAGGCCAACAAGGUUCUGCACCUGGCUGCCAAUGGCUGGACUGCUGUCUCUGCACAGCAGAAGUACCCUGCGGCCGCCCGUCUCCAUCUUCUUGGUGAAGAUUGGAAUUCCAGUGGUAAACUCCAGCAGGCCUGGAAGCCAUUAGCGUGA
Wickerhamiella sorbophila is the source of this 1584-nucleotide messenger RNA. RefSeq names its product Nucleoporin GLE1. Lineage: Eukaryota; Fungi; Ascomycota; Dipodascomycetes; Dipodascales; Trichomonascaceae. The transcript has a single exon. Gene Ontology annotation, biological process: regulation of translational initiation; regulation of translational termination; poly(A)+ mRNA export from nucleus. Gene Ontology annotation, cellular component: nuclear pore cytoplasmic filaments; cytoplasm; nuclear pore. Gene Ontology annotation, molecular function: phospholipid binding; inositol hexakisphosphate binding; translation initiation factor binding. Bases 1 to 1584 code for a protein of 527 amino acids. The record is from RefSeq and is a predicted model, not a curated record.